Molecule: messenger RNA, 3576 nt
Organism: Pangasianodon hypophthalmus (striped catfish)
Lineage: Eukaryota; Metazoa; Chordata; Actinopteri; Siluriformes; Pangasiidae
Gene: st3gal8
Product: ST3 beta-galactoside alpha-2,3-sialyltransferase 8
Exons: 7
Coding region: 838-1917 (359 amino acids)
Molecular function (GO): beta-galactoside (CMP) alpha-2,3-sialyltransferase activity
Source: RefSeq, a predicted model, not a curated record
ACAUGGCGGGACAUAUUUAGCUCUUGUAAAUGACAUGUGAAUAGUUAGAUUAGAUUAUGUUUCUAAAAUAAAUCCGCGAUAUUUAGGGAAAUGUUUUACAACAGAGGUCUCUGGCUCAAAAAAAAAAAACAUACUGUGAGUGUACAGUACGAAGUGCAGGCGUCAGACAGACAGACAGCAGCCGCGGAUGGAGCAGAGCUGCUGCUGUAUGAGGACACAAACUAAACUGAAUCAUAGAGGAAACUUUUACUUCAGUGGACAGAAAGCGAGUUCACGCGCACGCGCGCACACAGACACACACAGACACACGCGCGCGCGCUCACGCCCCGAUAAAAGGCUUGACAAUUUCUUCCCAAAGCAGAGGCAUGUUACUAGAAAGAGAGCGGAUCGAGCAGCCGAGCUGAGAGCCAGCGGAAUGAGGCUGUGAAACAAUAGACGUUGGCCAUGCGGACUGAAAUAUCAAGACAUUAACUCAAAAGGGAGGUCUGCCACUGGUUAAAUAGGAAAAUCAGAAUUCUCCUUUUCCUCUUCUCAUUUCUUUGACUUCAUGAUGGAUUUAUUGUGACCUUUGGCCCCAAAAAAGAGCUGGAAAUACCAUCAAAAUUGAAAGGACCAACUGGAGUAACCAUUCUUGCCAUUUUACUCCUCAGCCGACAAUCAUUUUGGAUUGUAAACAGGUUUACAGAUUAAUUUCAACCCCUGCAACUCAUCUUGCUGGCUCAGUGGGAAAAUAGACAAUCAGUAGCAAGUUCUGGGUUCAUCAUGUUAAAGUAACCCACUAGCACUGAUUACAUCACUUUUCAUCCUGCUUAGCAUUGAAAAAGGUCUGGCCUGACCAUGCUGCUGAAGAAAAAGCUGUGCAUCGGUGCCGUGUUCUGCGGUGUCCUGUUUUUUAUGAUCGCCUCUCAUACCAUUCAGAAGAACAGCAUCCUGCCUGAGAUGGACGAAGCUGCUCACAGCACUGCCAGGACUCUGACAAAGAAGCAGACUCAAACCAAGACUGUAACUGAGAGGAGUCAUCUUCGCUUGUGUAGCUGCCCAACUUGUAUCGCAGAUCCAGGCGUUUCGGAGUGGUUCGACCAACGCUUUGACUAUAAGCAGCAACCUUACCUUAGUGCUGAAGAAAAUCAAAUAGAUCCAGUCUCAUUAAAGUGGUGGCUGGGUUUGCAGCGGUCAGCAAAUGAGUCCAUCAGUGAAAUAAUUGAGAAGAUGUUUUCAGUGAUUUCUCAUCCUGUGAAAAAAAUACAUCAGCCAAGUCAGUGUAAGAAGUGUGCUGUGGUUGGAAAUUCAGGAAAUUUGCUUCAGUCCAAGUAUGGAGCUUUGAUAGACUCCCAUUCCAUUGUCUUCCGGAUGAAUAAAGCUAUGACUUGGGGUUUUGAGCAGCAUGUAGGGAACAAAACCACUCACCACAUCAUGUACCCUGAGAGUGCUGUGGAUCUGGCUCCUGGUGUCCAUCUUGUCCUGCUACCUUUUAAAUUGAGAGACAUUGAGUGGGUGACCAGUGCUCUUUCAACUGGGGAAAUCAAAAAGACCUACAUGAGAGUGAAAGAACUUGUGCAAGCAGAUAAAGAUAAGGUGAUUGUGGUGAACCCAAGCUUCUUCAAAUACACUCAUGACCGCUGGACAGAGCACCAUGGCAGAUACCCCUCUACUGGCAUGCUGGCCAUCGUGUUCGCUCUGCACCUCUGUGAUGAGGUCUCAGUGUUUGGUUAUGGGGCAGAUCCACAGGGAAAUUGGCAUCACUACUGGGAGGACAACAAGUAUAGUGGAGCCUUCCGCAAGACAGGUGUGCACAGUGCUGACUUUGAACAUGAGAUCAUUCGGAAAUUGGAUGCAGAAGGCAAAAUUAAAGUCUACCCAAAAGUGGAAAGUAAGGCUCCUGUUACCAUUAAAAGAAUGAAUAACAUAAUAGUAUGACAUAUUGACACUGAGCCAAAGAAGAGCCACAAACAGCUGUGAUCCACCCAGCUAUUAACUGACCACUGUGAGGUACGCUGAACCAAACACACUGACAACAAUCUGCAUUCUCUCCAGACCAAACAAUCCUUUAUUAUUAUUAUUUUAAAUGCUCUAUUGUUACUUGCCUUGUUACUUGUGUUUUAUGCUGAACCAGUUUGUGUAAAGAUCCAGAAGUUAAGGAAAAUGAGCAUAUAAAAGCAGCCUUGGGGAGCAGCUAAAGGCUGAUUUGUCCACACUGUGCUACACCUAAUAGCCUUAUAGACACUGGUGAUUUAGGAGUUGUACAUCCUUAGACUCAGUGUAAAUUGCAAUGACCAAAACUAUGUUUAAAACAUAUUGAGGUUAAACCCUUGGUUCAUGUCGAUAUCACAUUUUACUGCAGCUAACAACAAAAUGUACUUUGUUACAAUUAAUGAAUGUCUACAAAAACUGCCUUUAAAUUCGUAUUUUUACUGUAUGGUUCAAUGGAGCAUAUGGAAAAAUGACAUUUUAUAGGCAUUGUUUUUUGGACUGUAAUGUGUCAUGGAUAUACAUAUGGAUUUUCAGUAACAGUCAAACAGACAGUAUUAAAGACAUGUUAAAAGGACAUGGCCAACCUUUGCAGCUACAGUGUGUUGCAUAAGUAUUCUCUUUUCCACACCGACCUCCUGGAAACAAAGGGGUGAAUAUUUAUGCAAGGCAUUGUUGGUGUAAAUCAUAAAUAAGGUCUUGAACCUCAGCUGUUCUCAGCAUUGGGCAUCUGUGGCCUUUCCACAGCAGCACUGAUUAGACAGACAUUUCACUGGGGCCACAGAUUCCUCACUGAUAUUUUAGUAUCUGUAUUUUAGUCACAUGCAUUUGAACAUCUCUUGCCUUUCUUAACAUGUGAUUUUUAGUAAUAAGUGGGACACCUGAUUUUAAUAAUUGGAAUGACGGACAGAAAUGAAACAGAGGUUCUCAAAGUCAAUGUGUUAAAAUAAUAUGGUUCAAAGUCAGUGUGUUAUUAAUAUACUGUGGUUCAAUUAAUCUCUUUCAGACUGGUGAAGAUGCUGAACCUUGAAUUUUUAGUUUUAUAUCAUUUUUUAUACUCUGUUUCCUUUGUUAUAUGACUGUGGUUUAAUUCGUGAUUUUAUGUUUAUGAAUGUAUUAUGGUUUUUGUUAUACACUUUGUUGCCCUGUGUCAAGUAAGUGUUAUUACUGUGGUCUACUGAGACUCAAAGUGUAGCCUUGAGCACAAAUUCACUUAAAAGAUAAUCAUUCCAUUGAGAUGGAAGAAUAGAUAGAUGGUCUAUAUGAUUUAGUAUAUGCAUGAAAAUAAUUCAGUGGACACGGACGUUUGUUUCUAUAACAUUAUUAUUCCAAUAUCAAACAUUCAAAAUUAUAAACAAUAAAAGGUUGAAAUUAAAUAGCAGAAAAGAGAGCUCACUAAUACAGAUUGCUAUGACAUUUGUUUUAGAUAAAUUAAACAGUUUUUUUUUUUUUUAAUUUCAGUUGUACUCCAUCAUAGACUUAAAGGAAACAGCAGAGAGAGACAUUAUUUUCAGUUGUUAAUUCUGUGUAUUGGCAUCACAAGCAUUAGUCACAGGCCUUACCUUGUACCCAAUGUGCAAGUAGAAAAAUAAAGAAGUAAAUCACUCA